GGGAAUUCUAUACAGAGAACUAUACAGUGAGUAGUGAGUAAUUUCGAACACGGUAAAGAACCCGUUUCUCUUUACACUGCGCAUGCGCAAAUCGAGCAGUGCAGCGUGUGAGAGAUGGCGUAUACAGCUAAAAUCGGGCCCUCGAUUUUAAGUAGCGAUCUUUCCCAGUUGGGGAGGGAGUGCGAGCGGAUGAUGGAAUGUGGCGCUGAUUAUUUACACCUGGACGUUAUGGACGGGCAUUUUGUUCCGAACAUCACGUUUGGCCAUCCGAUGGUAGAAUGUCUCCGGAAAGCUGUGGGUCCAAAUCCUUUCUUUGACAUGCACAUGAUGGUUUCCACACCAGACCAGUGGGUGAAACCAAUGGCAGCAGCAGGAGCCAACCAGUAUACAUUUCAUUUGGAGGCAACUACAAAUCCUGGAAGCCUUAUCAAGGAAAUCCGUGAAAGUGGCAUGAAGGUUGGCCUGGCUAUCAAGCCUGGAACCACGGUUGAACAAUUAGCACCAUGGGCUGGGCAAAUUGACAUGGCACUAAUUAUGACAGUGGAGCCUGGAUUUGGUGGGCAGAAGUUUAUGGAGGACAUGAUGCCAAAGGUCAGCUGGCUAAGAAGCCAGUUCCCUUCCCUAGAUAUUGAGGUAGAUGGAGGAGUUGGACCAGACACGAUUCAUCGGUGUGCUGAGGCAGGUGCUAAUAUGAUCGUGUCAGGCAGUGCUGUAGUGGGCAGUGCAGACCCUCGGUCUGUAAUUGCCCUCCUCAAAGAUGUCGUCCUUGAAGCCAUUCAGAAACGAUCACUAGACCGCUAAUAAUGCCAGCUAUUUUAUUUCCCAGCUAUCCAAAAAUUUAAUCUCAACCUGUCUAAACUAUUUGAAUGGAGAAGUGUAUGCUAAUUGAGCUCAUUAAUUGCCUUGGGAGUCAAAACUGUGAGAUUUGUCUUUUUUUUCCUCCCCCCCUCCUUUUUUUUAAUUGAAAAUCAGUACAGCCUUUAAGACUGUUUGUUUAAUGCUAAUAGGGAAGCAUCCCUAGAAUAAACAGCUCUAGAAUGGUUAGACCACUAAAUAUAAAUGUUGCUGAGACACUUUGAGGUCAUUCAUUAUAAAGUAAUAGGUGGACCGUAAUAGGCAUUGAUUAGCUUGUGCAUUCCAUUCCUUUUUCUGUUAAGAAAAUGAGAAAUAUGUAAAUAAAAGCUGUGGUAUAA
This is a messenger RNA of Neoarius graeffei (lesser salmon catfish), 1193 nucleotides long. RefSeq names its product ribulose-5-phosphate-3-epimerase (gene rpe). Lineage: Eukaryota; Metazoa; Chordata; Actinopteri; Siluriformes; Ariidae. Gene Ontology annotation, molecular function: D-ribulose-phosphate 3-epimerase activity; metal ion binding. The record is from RefSeq and is a predicted model, not a curated record. The transcript is spliced from 6 exons. Gene Ontology annotation, biological process: pentose-phosphate shunt; pentose-phosphate shunt, non-oxidative branch; carbohydrate metabolic process. Gene Ontology annotation, cellular component: cytosol. Bases 115 to 801 code for a protein of 228 amino acids.